AUGACCUCUGCUGUCAGAACGUAUGCAGAUGCCCUCAAGCUUCUCGAGAAGCUGCAAUCGAACCGCCAAGUCCGAUCUGCCUUCUCCAAGACUUCGGGAGACAUGAAUCUCCAAGCAAUACCUGAAAUGCUGGACUGGACGCGCCGAGCGGGGUAUGAUGUUCGGGAUCUUGCGAAGCAUGGCCUGAAGUACAUACACGUUGCAGGAACGAAAGGGAAAGGCAGUGUAUGCGUCAUGGUGGAAAGCAUACUUCUGCAAUACCAGUCGGUAGAGAAGGGCGUUGGUCUGGGUAAGAUUGGGCUAUACACAUCACCCCACCUAGUUCAUGUCCGAGAGAGGAUACGAAUCGAUGGGUCGCCAAUAUCAGAACCUCUGUUUGCGAAGUAUUUCUUCGAACUAUGGGACAAGUUCUCUGCCACUGCUACAUUGGACUCGAAUACCGAUCCUCAAUCUCUAGAUACGAAACCCUCGUACUUCCGUUAUCUCACUCUCUUGGCUUUUCAUACAUUCAUACGAGAAGGUGUUCAAUCUGCAAUUGUCGAGUGCGGGAUUGGUGGCGAAUAUGACAGCACAAACAUGCUGCCCGCCGAAGCUGUGACGGCUACGGCUAUCACACCUCUUGCAAUUGAUCAUGCAGGAAUGCUGGGAGACACCAUUGAGGAUAUAGCCUGGCACAAGGCAGGAAUCAUGAAAACCGGCGUGUUAGCAUAUACGGCAAACCAGGCACUUGAGGCACAGGCCGUCUUGGAUAGGAGAGCUGCGGAAAAGGGCGUGGAGCUGACUGUGGUGAACAGAUUACCUCUCCUUGACGAAAGGAAUAUCAAGUUGGGUUUGGAUGGAGACUUUCAAAGGGACAAUGCGAGCCUGGCUAUCGUUGUCGCGUCCUCACAUUUGAGGACUAUGGGAAUAUCGAAUGGGGUUCCCAGCCCUCAACCUUUGAUCGAGUCUCCAGAAACUCUCUCCCUCCCAGAGAAGUUCAUCAAAGGUCUGACAACAGCAAUCUGGCCAGGCAGAUGUCAAUUCGUCAAAGAUGGCAACACAGAAUGGUUCAUAGAUGGCGCUCACACCAAAGAAAGCCUCGAAGCCGCCGCUGCUUGGUUCGCUCGCAGAGCAUCCGAAGCAUUCUGCUCGUCCAAGCCACCCAAUUCGACAAUGCUUAUCUUCAACCAGCAAGACCGAGACGCCGGCGCUCUGAUGAAAGGACUGAUGGCCUCUCUUUAUCACAAUAAGAACUCGCCUUGGUAUUCGACCACGACGAGCCAGCAGCCUAUUCCACUGAAUAACAGAAAGCUAUUCCUAUAUGCUGCAUUUGUUACGAAUGAACCUUUCAAGCCUGCUAUCGCAGGUACUAUCGACACUGCGCUCCAAACAGAGUUGGCGAAGCUUUAUACGAGAUUGGAUGCGAAUCAAUUGUUUAUGGUGUAUGAAAGUGUCGAGGAGGCAGUUGACCUGGCACACAAGAUCUCAGAAGGCAAUGAAAGGGUCCUGGUAUUCGUCACGGGAAGUCUACAUCUGGUGGGAAGCGUCUUGAAAGUCCUGGAGAAGAAAGGGGUGGAUGUUACUGUCAGCAACCAGGCCAUGGUCUAGAGCCCAUUGCUGGAACCACGGGCAGCUCUGGUGAUACCGGAGCCGUAUUUUAUGGUUAUUUUUUGUUUAUGAUACCCAAAACUCGAUAUGUAAUGCUAUUCAACUUAUCCUUGACAUCGUUCAUCAAGAAUACUCCCACUUUCCUCGACCAUUUAUCACAGACCCCGUUCAGCCAAUCACCCAAGCCGAAAUCAUUUUGUUGCACAUCGCUAUCGCGCAAAUGCUCAUUCCGUUUGUCACUUAUCUCGUGGUAGCACCACAUAUCAUGUCCGAGAUCCUUUCGGCGAAUUGUGGAUAAAUCUCG
Mollisia scopiformis is the source of this 1891-nucleotide messenger RNA. RefSeq names its product FolC bifunctional protein. Gene Ontology annotation, molecular function: ATP binding; tetrahydrofolylpolyglutamate synthase activity. Gene Ontology annotation, cellular component: cytoplasm; mitochondrion; cytosol. Gene Ontology annotation, biological process: tetrahydrofolylpolyglutamate biosynthetic process. Bases 1 to 1587 code for a protein of 528 amino acids. Lineage: Eukaryota; Fungi; Ascomycota; Leotiomycetes; Helotiales; Mollisiaceae. The record is from RefSeq and is a predicted model, not a curated record. The transcript has 2 exons.